UUUCCCCUCAACGCCUCAACCAAGAUGAAACUCCCGUCCAAGCUAGCCUUUCUCAUCACUUUCACCCUCGCCGUUUCGGGCGAGUUCCCAAACCACAAGGUCGUCCUCAAGUCCCUCCAGGAGGUGGAAUUCGAGUGUAAACAAUACCUCCGGAUACCGGCGGACGCCGAAGGCGACUGCGAACCCCGCUGCGAGCAGAUCCUGCUCCGAGCGUGGACCGACUGUCACGGCUUUCGCAGCGUCCCCUUCGGCCGCCACUUCCACCCAGACCAGGCCGAUGGGGACUUCCUGAACCGCACCCAGCUCUGCCUGGACGCGGCCCUGGAAGACGUGCUCGAGGAGGAGGUCUGCUGUCAAAGUUCGCUCGCGUGGCAGUGCUACCGCGAUCAGUACGGAAACCCGCGGCACGUGCCGCAGCUGGCACCGAUGCCGGACAUCCUCGUGCGGAGUACCGUCGAAGACUGCGCCCGCCUUCUCCAAAUCAACGACCUUGAGCUGACGCUGUACGCGCUGACGCGCUUUGACGUGAACGACCGGUCGCACCGCCUACUGCGCUGCAUCGUGAUCCGGCAGGGACUGUACGGGGACGUCGAGGGGCCGAAUGUGGACCGGAUGUACGUGCAGGGCGGUGGGGAAGAGAUUGACGAGAACAGUUUUAGGGAGAACGCUCGCGAGUGCGUCGAAUAUCUACGUCGUGAAUGUCACGACAACAGCACGUUGGCCACCCGGAUCGUAAAUAACUGCUUCCCACCUGGAUCCGGCCCUGGAACGGUCGCGCUGGUCAACACUGUCUUUCCGGUAGUGAGUUCCCUGAUAGGUUCCGUCCACGAUCUAGUCCGCACCCUAAGAAAUCUCGAUCCGUUGCUGAAACCGUUGGUUCCAGUCCUAGCCGGGCCACAUUACGCUCUGAACCCUGAAAUUCACAAUAACCUGCUCGACCUUCAAGUCGAGUCACUCAUCCCCUGAUU
This is a messenger RNA of Culex pipiens pallens (northern house mosquito), 968 nucleotides long. RefSeq names its product general odorant-binding protein 45-like. Lineage: Eukaryota; Metazoa; Arthropoda; Insecta; Diptera; Culicidae. Gene Ontology annotation, molecular function: odorant binding. Gene Ontology annotation, biological process: sensory perception of smell. Bases 25 to 966 code for a protein of 313 amino acids. The record is from RefSeq and is a predicted model, not a curated record. The transcript has a single exon.